UACUCAAAGGAAAUCAGCACAGUUUUAAUUCAAUUUCGAUUUCGUUUUCAAUUUCGUGUUCAAUCUGGCUGAUCAAGCGGGAGAGUGCGUGCAACCGUUUGCAAUGUUGGGCACAGCGCUGCUUGGCAAACGGGCCACAAAGCCCGUUAAAAAGAAACCCUUCACAGACGUUGAAAUAAGCGAUCUGCGCACCGCAUUCGAUCUAUUAGACAGAAACCGAGAUGGACGCGUUACGGCAAAUGAAUUGCAGUUUAUGCUCAAGAAUCUGGGCAUUAAUGUGCGUGAUGAAAUUAUACAUGAUCUCAUACGUGAGGCAAGCCAUUCAGGCAACGGCUUAAUCAACGAGGCCGAGUUUCUGCAGUGGGUGGGCAGAAUCCAGGCGCUGCGAGACGAACAGCAGCAACAGCACGAUGACAGCACCAGCAAUGCCAGCAAACCCGUCGACGAGGCCGACGACGUAACCGAGGAUCUAAUAGCUGCAUUUAGAGUAUUUGAUCGUGAUGGCAACGGGUUUAUCACACGAGAUGAACUGCAGACGGCAAUGGAAAUGAUUGGGGAGCCCUUGAAUGAGCAGCAGGUGGAGCAGCUGCUCGCUAUUGCCGACUUGGAUCAGGAUGGCCGCAUUAAUUACGAGGAGUUUACGAGACUUUUGCUGUAAGCGACGAACGUAACGCAAUUUCGUUUGGAUGGGGCAAAAGCUUAACAAAUGAAACUUAAUUAUACUCAGUCGGAAUUCAUGAAUGUUUUAUACAAAACAAGAAAAAGCAAAACAAA
Messenger RNA from Drosophila arizonae, 774 nucleotides. RefSeq names its product Ecdysone-induced protein 63F 1 (gene Eip63F-1). Gene Ontology annotation, molecular function: calcium ion binding. The record is from RefSeq and is a predicted model, not a curated record. Lineage: Eukaryota; Metazoa; Arthropoda; Insecta; Diptera; Drosophilidae.